Molecule: messenger RNA, 1166 nt
Organism: Microdochium trichocladiopsis
Lineage: Eukaryota; Fungi; Ascomycota; Sordariomycetes; Xylariales; Microdochiaceae
Exons: 2
Coding region: 1-1005 (334 amino acids)
Source: RefSeq, a predicted model, not a curated record
AUGCUCUUCUCAGGUUUCAUUCUACUCCCCGCCUUGUUGGCAUCCGUCAUGGCAUCCGUAACGGCAUCCCCAGUUCUGGCCGCAGAGAAUGGACAUCACUCUGAUCAAGUCAUUGCACGCACUCUCUAUCAAUUUGAAAAUGGCACCCGGAUCGAGAAUAUCGCUGUGCGUAAGAACGGGAAUCUUCUCGUUACCUUAUCCGAUCGGCCCGAGCUGUACGAAAUUGACCCAUUCAACCCGGCCGCUCCGAAGCUCAUCCACCACUUCGCUGGCUAUUCGGGCCUGGGUGGUAUCACCGAAACUGCACCAGACCAUUUUACGGUGAACGCGGGGAACAUCACUUUUGAACCAUUCCGUGCCUUGGACUUCAACAACUGUGGAGGUAGAGCCAAGGUUUCCAAAGUUACCGACAUGCCUGACGCUCUGUACCUCAACGGCAUGACAACUCUGGAUUCUCGGGCUGGCACUAUCCUCACGGGCGAUUGCGCCAGUGGUUGCGUCUUCCGUAUUGAUACGCGGACUGGAGACUACACUGUGGCGCUCGACGACGAACUGUUGCAGCCUCCGCCGAACGCCAUAUUGCCUGUCGGCGUCAACGGCAUCAGGUUGAUCGGGCACUAUCUGUACUUUAUGAAUACUUUUAAAGCGCUUUACGGCCGCGUUCCCGUGGACCUAGUUACCGGGAAAGCGAAGGGGCCGUACGAAGUACUAGCUGCAAACAUUAUCUCCGACAAUCUUGCUGUUCGGUCAGGUGUCGGAUACCUUGCGGGCAGCCAAGGGAACGUCAUCUAUGAAGUUCAAUCUCACGGAGACAGAAAGGUUAUCGCUGGUAACUUGAAUUCGACCGUGGCCCCUAGUUCUACCUCAGCUGCGUUCGGAAGAACUAGGAAGGAUAAGAAUACUCUAUACGUCGUUACCAGUGGAACGGAGGCAGCCCCUGUUAGUGGAAUGUAUAUUGAACCGGGGAAGGUGGUGGCUCUGGAUGUACAUAGCUUCAACUGUUAAAAUCUGAUGAAUUGUGGGCGUAUAAGGGUUAAGUGGCAACAAUCCUAUCGCGUACAAUCACUCCCACCUGCCUCAAGGCAUAGUCCUUUCGUUCCUCAAGGCAAGGCAUUAGUGGGAGAAGUUGAAAGCUGGCUGUUGGCGGAGGCUUGAUACAAAUCACG